AUGAAAGAAAAGAACAAUCUGAAUGAAACUACAGGGAGCCAGGUGACUGAAUUCAUUCUCAUGGGCAUCACAAACCAUCCCGAGCUUCAGAGCCCACUCUUUGUGGUAUUUCUCCUCAACUACCUGGCCACAGCUGUGGGGAACCUGGGCCUGAUCAUCCUAACCAGUGUAGAUUCCCACCUUAAAACCCCCAUGUACUUUUUCCUCAGGCAUCUGGCAUUGGUUGACCUUGGCUAUUCCACAACUAUUGGGCCAAAAAUGCUGGUUAGUUUCAUUGAGGAGAAAAAUAUCAUUUCCUAUCAAGGAUGUACAGUACAGUUAUUUUUUGUUGGGAUAUUUUUUGACAGUGAACUUUUUAUCCUGUCAGCCAUGGCCUAUGACCGCUAUGUGGCAAUCUGUAAGCCCCUCCUCUAUAUGGUCAUUAUUUCAGACUGGGUAUGUUGGAUCUUAGUGGCUAUCUCAUAUCUUUAUAGCAUCAUGGUAUGUCUAGUUGUCACAAUUGAUACUUUUAAAUCAUCUUUCUGUGCAUCAAAUGUAAUAAGACAUUUCUUCUGUGACAGUCUCCCUCUAUUAUCCAUUGCAUGCUCAGACACAAGUGAGAUUGAAGCAAUCAUUAUGACCUUUGCUGCAAUUAAUUUGGUUUCUUCCCUCUUGAUUAUCAUUGUCUCCUACAUGCUGAUCCUUGUGGCCAUCCUCAGGAUGAACUCUGUUGAGGGCAGGCAAAAAGCUUUUUCCACCUGUGGCUCUCACCUCACAGUGGUAGUGGUGUUCUAUGGGACACUACUCUUCAUGUACCUGCAACCCCAAUCCAGUCAUUCCUUUGACAUAGACAAGAUGGCCUCUGUCUUUUACACUCUGGUCAUCCCCACGCUCAACCCUUUGAUCUACAGCUUGAGGAACAAAGAGGUUAAAGGUGCCUUGAAAAGACUCUCUAAAAAAUUAUGUAAGCAUUCUCUUUAA
This is a messenger RNA of Trichosurus vulpecula (common brushtail), 960 nucleotides long. RefSeq names its product olfactory receptor 8K3-like. Gene Ontology annotation, cellular component: membrane. The coding region runs from base 1 to 960 and encodes 319 amino acids. Lineage: Eukaryota; Metazoa; Chordata; Mammalia; Diprotodontia; Phalangeridae. Gene Ontology annotation, biological process: sensory perception of smell; G protein-coupled receptor signaling pathway. The record is from RefSeq and is a predicted model, not a curated record. The transcript has a single exon. Gene Ontology annotation, molecular function: olfactory receptor activity; G protein-coupled receptor activity; odorant binding.